CACCCAGCGGAGAGGGCAGGCCGUGGCGCGUGCGCGCUGCAGGGAAGGCGCCUCCCGGAACAAGCGGCCCGGGCAGAGUGCGGGAAGGUAGCGCGCAGAGUCGGGAGGCGCUGGCAGCGGGGACCGCUUCCGGAUACCAGCUUUAGAAUUGCAACCUUGCCAAUGGACCUGAUUGGUUUUGGUUAUGCGGCCCUUGUGACUUUUGGAAGCAUUUUGGGAUAUAAGCGGAGAGGUGGUGUUCCAUCUUUGAUCGCUGGUCUUUUUGUUGGAUUUUUGGCUGGCUAUGGAGCUUACCGAGUCUCAAAUGACAAGCGAGAUGUAAAACUGUCACUGUUUACAGCUUUCUUCCUGGCCACCAUAAUGGGCGUGAGGUAUAAGAGAUCCAAGAAAAUCAUGCCAGCUGGUCUGGUUGCAGGUUUAAGCCUCAUGAUGAUUCUGAGACUUGUCUUACUGCUGCUCUGAAAAUAUGGAGGAACUGAAAACUAAAUUCAUGCGAUUCUGCUGUAACGGGCAGAGCACAUACUUUGUAUUUAAAAGAUAAGAUUCAGGGAUGCCUGGGUGGCUCAGUCGGGUAAGCGUCCAGCUGCAGCUCAGGUUGUGAUCUCUCAGUUCGUGAGUUCGAGCACUGCAUCAAGUUCCUCAACUGGUGGUGCGGAGCCUGCUUGGGAUUCUCUCUCUCUUUCUGCCCCUUCCCCGCUUGUUCUCUCUCUCUCUCAAAAUAAAUAAGUAAACUUAAAAAACAGAUGAACUUCAGCAUGGAAUGUUAUGUGUCUUAUUCUACAUUAAAAACAACAGAAAC
This is a messenger RNA of Leopardus geoffroyi (Geoffroy's cat), 799 nucleotides long. RefSeq names its product transmembrane protein 14A (gene TMEM14A). Gene Ontology annotation, cellular component: mitochondrial membrane. Gene Ontology annotation, biological process: regulation of heme biosynthetic process. The transcript is spliced from 5 exons. The record is from RefSeq and is a predicted model, not a curated record. Lineage: Eukaryota; Metazoa; Chordata; Mammalia; Carnivora; Felidae. Bases 163 to 462 code for a protein of 99 amino acids.